AACACGAGUCCAAGCUGCAGCGGGGACCUGGCUGUGACUGACAGAGGCCUACGUUUUCCAAGAACUGCUCACCAGGGAGCCCAGCUACAGCCACCAUGUCCGGCAGGAACAACAACAAGCUGCCCAGCAACCUGCCGCAGUUACAGAACCUGAUCAAGCGGGACCCGCCGGCCUACGUCGAGGAGUUCCUUCAGCAAUAUAAUCACUAUAAAUCCAAUAUGGAGAUUUUCAAGUUACAACCAAAUAAACCCAGCAAAGAACUCGCAGAGCUGGUGAUGUUCAUGGCACAGAUUGGCCACUGCUACCCGGAGCAUCUCAGUAACUUCCCGCAGGAGCUGAAGGACCUGCUCUCCUACAACCACACCGUGUUAGACCCAGAUCUUCGCAUGACAUUUUGCAAAGCCUUGAUCUUACUGAGAAAUAAGAAUCUCAUCAACCCGUCCAGUUUGCUAGAGCUCUUCUUUGAGCUUCUGCGAUGCCACGACAAGCUCCUGCGGAAGACUCUGUACACACAUAUUGUGACUGAUAUCAAGAAUAUCAACGCCAAACACAAGAACAACAAAGUGAAUGUGGUGCUGCAGAACUUCAUGUAUACCAUGUUGAGAGACAGCAAUGCAACCGCAGCCAAGAUGUCUCUGGAUGUGAUGAUCGAACUCUACAGAAGGAACAUCUGGAAUGAUGCCAAAACUGUCAAUGUUAUCACAACUGCAUGUUUCUCCAAGAUCACCAAGAUACUAGUUGCUGCUUUGACAUUCUUCCUCGGGAAAGACGAGGAAGAGAAGCAGGACAGUGACUCAGAAUCCGAGGACGAUGGGCCCACAGCGAGAGACCUGCUGGUGCAGUACGCCACGGGGAAGAAGGGCUCCAAAAACAAGAAGAAGCUGGAGAAGGCGAUGAAGGUGCUGAAGAAACAAAAGAAGAAGAAGAAACCAGAAGUGUUUAACUUUUCAGCUAUUCACUUGAUUCAUGAUCCCCAAGAUUUUGCAGAAAAGCUUCUGAAGCAGCUAGAGAGCUGUAAGGAGAGGUUUGAAGUGAAGAUGAUGUUCAUGAACCUCAUCUCCAGAUUGGUGGGCAUUCAUGAGCUUUUCCUCUUCAACUUCUACCCAUUUGUGCAAAGGUUUCUGCAGCCUCACCAGAGAGAAGUCACAAAGAUCCUUCUGUUUGCUGCACAAGCCUCUCAUCACCUGGUGCCCCCAGAGAUUAUUCACUCGUUGCUCAUGACGGUGGCCAACAAUUUUGUUACUGACAAGAACUCUGGGGAAGUGAUGACCGUGGGAAUCAAUGCUAUAAAAGAGAUCACAGCUCGGUGCCCUCUGGCCAUGACUGAAGAACUUCUUCAGGACCUGGCUCAGUAUAAGACACACAAAGAUAAGAAUGUAAUGAUGUCUGCCAGAACUCUGAUCCAUCUCUUCCGGACACUGAACCCUCAGAUGCUGCAGAAGAAGUUCAGGGGUAAACCCACUGAAGCCUCCAUGGAAGCAAGAAUACAAGAAUAUGGAGAGUUAGAUGCUAAAGAUUACAUCCCGGGAGCAGAGGUCCUGGAGCUUGAGAAAGAAGAGAAUACAGAAGAUGAUGAAGAUGGAUGGGAAAGUGCCAGUCUCAGUGAGGAGGAGGAGGAGGAGAAGGAGGACGGCGAGUGGGUUGACGUGCACCACUCGUCUGAUGAGGAGCAGCAAGCAAUUGCCAAGAAGCUGGACAGCAUGCCCAUGGAGGAGCGGAAAGCCAAGGCUGCAGCCAUCAGCACCAGUCGAGUUUUAACACAGGAUGACUUCCAGAAAAUCCGCUUGGCCCAGAUGAAGAAGGAGAUGGAUGCUGCCCCAGGGAAAGCCCAGAAAAGGAAAUACCUGGAGAUUGACAGUGACGAGGAGUCCAGGGGUGAAUUGCUGUCUCUUCGGGACAUUGAACACCUUCAUAAAAAGCCCAAGUCUGACAAGGAGACGAGACUAGCAACCGCAAUGGCUGGAAGGACAGACCGAAAGGAGUUUGUGAGGAAGAAAACCAAAAUAAACCCAUUUUCCAGUUCCACAAAUAAAGAGAAGAAAAAGCAGAAGAACUUUAUGAUGAUGCGGUAUAGCCAGAAUGUCCGGUCAAAAACAGCACGCUCCUUCCGGGAGAAGCAGCUAGCACUGCGAGAUGCACUUCUGAAAAAGAGGAAAAGAAUGAAGUAACUUAUCAGCAAGUUAACUAUUUCCUGCCCAAUGCUGUAUCAGCAUGCCGAAGAUCAGUAAAUAUUUACUUACAUUAAAAAGUCAAGGAACACUAUAUUUUGUAAACCACAGUAACAUUUGUAGCAGUGUGGUGUUUUUGAUUGGGAGGUGGGGCUGGUGGGAAUGUGAAAUGUAAAUAGUAGUGAUGUUAAGAACUCACUUCUAACUCAAACAGAAGUGCUGAGUGCCUACUCAUUGUUGUGCGUAUGUAGCCAAAUGAGCCAUAGCCCUUGACUGAGGGUCCAUGUACAAAGGGUGUUUAUAGUAAGCUGUAAAUAGUUCCCGAGUAGCAGCUAGUCCAUAGUCCCGGGGUCACUGGGGCUCCUGGACUGACUGCAGGGAUGGGAGUUAUUCAUGCUCUUCAAUCAGGACAGUGUUACAAGAGUAAGAGGUUCUUACUUGUAAAUAGGCUUACCUGCUCAAGCAGGCUCCUGCUGUACAGAAUCGGGUGGAUAGUUGAGCUCCACUUUUUUUUUUUUAAAUGUAAAGAGUUUUGGCUAAGGCCAAAUUUUUUUUUUUAAUUGCCUUAAGUCUAAAUAGUGAUUUUGAAAUACCUAGCAGGAUGUGGUGGUACACACCCAUAAUCCCAGCACUUGGGAAGCCAAGGCAGGAGGCUCAUGAGUUUAGAACCAGCUUGACAUACUGAGUUAGUUCAGGGCAGCCUGAACUACAUGAGACCCUAACUGAGAACAGACGCCAUCUUUGAGCUGUCGUCUGAGUGGCUGGUUCUCUGCUGCCUGUUGCUGUGCUGGAGCUGCGCCCCAGGGCCCCAGGGCCCCAGGCCUACCCUGAGCAGGCUCUGCCACUGAGCUUCACCCCGUCCCUGAGUGCCCACUCUUCACGUGGUUUGACCAGUUCCCUUGCCUUGUUCUCAGCCAAAGCUGACAUGUUGUUAGUAGUCAGGUGGGUGUGUACAGUGGUGUGUGCUGUUACUGCCACAUUUAACUUAAUUGCAAGACCCAGUCUGCAUGCAGGCUGCUGGGUUUGAAACAGUUUGAUGCCUUUUGCCUCAGACUUCUUGGGUAAUCUUGUCAUGAGACAAUGCUUCGUGUUCGCAUUAGAGGAAAGGGCAGUUUCUGCCCCUCAGUUGGAGAACAGCUGCUGGUGUUUGCUUUCCUUUCCAUCACUCUGUUCUGCUUCUGAGGUGGAUUUGGAUUUAUUUAGCCCUUACUUUCCCCAACAGUGCCCUAGGUCACUUGUUAGGGGAUUGCCCAUCAGCCUUACCCAGCAGACCUGUGGAGGAAGUAGCCAGUGCAAAUUUGUAUAUGUGAGACCUGAAACUGUCCCUUCGCUUUCCUUCUGUGUUCUUCACGGGUGUCUGCUUGCUCAUCAGGUCUGAAAGCAGCUGGAGGCUCGUGAUGCAGCUCUGCUGUGUGGUUUGUGUUGUUAGUCUUUCCCUCACCUCCCAACUGCUGGGAUUUCAGGCACACACUGCCCUGGCCAGUUUCUAGGCUGCUAGGGGUCAUACCCAGGGCUUGGUGUGUAAAUCCAGAAUAUCAGCACAUCACGUGUGUGGCAUUAGCAAAUUUCACUGGUAAAGAAGAACCACACAGGACAGCCCUGCUCUCUGUUGCAUCCCUGGUGCUAACUAAGUGUCUCCUCUGAUGUAGAGGGCACAGCAGCUGUUUGAACAUGUGAAUUAACCCCUGCCUGUCAAGGUUUCUAUCUAUAAAUGACCACCUACCUCUUAUUUAGUAAAUUGUGUUUUGGGGGAGAGUUUUUUUUUCUUUCUUUUUUCCUUAUAGUUAUAGUUGCUAUAUUUAUUUUAACCACCAAACCCAAUGUUUAGGAAGCUAGUUUAAAAUCCAUAUUAAAUGUGCAUUGUGUAUAAAAGCACUGCUGGAUGUUUGUGGCUGUCUUUGUGUCGUGUUGAAGCUGUUAGUCCAUUGAGGAAAACAUGCUGUAUGAAGAUCCAGCUGAGCUUCAUCAGGACCCAGCCACUCCGCAGAAGACACACCUAGGGGUCACAUUGUACCUCAGGGCAUGUGGCUUCUGUUGCGUGCAUUUCUGAUGCCCAUGGUAGGCAGGCUGGCACUGCAGAAAACAGUUCCUGAGUCCUGUGGUUAAGUUGACGUGAUGUUGGUAUAAUUUUUAUGUUACAGUUAAUACAAAUUUUGUUUUUAUUCUUUCCUAAUUUGUUGAAAAUUUAUAAUGUAUAUAGAAUAUUACAUUGAAAUUUUAGUUUAACUAAAAUGUUUAAUUGUUCUGAGUAUCCUGUUACGCUAUUUUAUGUAACAUAUUUUUAAACUCUAUCUAGAUAAUGUUGUCUCCCAAAUAGUACCUCUCAUUCCUUGUAUGGUUUGGAGUGUAUUUCUUGAGAUUUAAGGAAGCUUGACCAGGCAUGGUGAUACACGCCUGUAAUCCCAGCACAUGGGAGAACGAGGCAGGGCAGGAGUGCUCUGGGUGGAGACCAGUCUGGGCUACAUAGCAAGAGAGCAAAACCCUGUCUAGGGGCUUGGGGGUGGGGUGGGGAUAUGAAUUGAGAGAGAAUAGAGCGUUUCCUGUCGUCUCUGGUUUUCACCCAUGUAAAGAAGCAAAGGGAAGCCGAGAGCACAGCAGCCUCAGCAGCAGUUAAACAGCACGACUCCUGUUAGUUUUCUUAAGGCUCUGUGUCAUUGUCUCUACGGAUUGUGCUUGUGUACUUUGUCAAUCUCAUCUCAGUGUAUAAGUGGUUAAAGUUUGAAAACUAUUUGUAGCAUAGUCCAGUGUACAUGUAGGCAGUUAUUAAAAACAUCCAGAAAAUGUACCAAAUAUUAGGGGGGCAGGGCUGGUGCUGGGAUCAUGUAUAAACUGUAUUUUCUCUCUACUUUCUGAGUCUUUCACAGUGUAUAGUUUUUACUUAUGUCAUUGUGUAAGAAACCAAAAAACAAAAAUGAAGUGAGAAAUAAAGUUGCGUGGCAAAUCA
Molecule: messenger RNA, 5112 nt
Organism: Grammomys surdaster
Lineage: Eukaryota; Metazoa; Chordata; Mammalia; Rodentia; Muridae
Gene: Sdad1
Product: SDA1 domain containing 1
Exons: 22
Coding region: 96-2168 (690 amino acids)
Biological process (GO): ribosomal large subunit biogenesis; ribosomal large subunit export from nucleus
Cellular component (GO): nucleolus
Source: RefSeq, a predicted model, not a curated record